CACCUUUCCUCUCUCUACCAGUCCACUCUCGCUCCGACUCUCACGCUCUCUCGCCGGCCGCAGCAGUCUAGCAACUAACUUGCCGUUAAGUGAGCCGGUGAGGACAUGGCCGCCGCCACGUCGUCGUCGUCUCCGCCAACGCCGCAGCCUUCGUCGUCCGUGGAGCGCACGAAGGGACCCACUGGCCUCGAGAAGAUCGUGCUCCGCGAGGCGCGCGGCUGGUCCGCGGAGGUCCAUUUAUACGGAGGUCAAGUAACCUCUUGGAAGAAUGACCAUGGAGAUGAGUUACUUUUUGUCAGCAGCAAGGCCAUUUUCAAGCCUCCAAAAGCAAUCCGUGGUGGAAUACCUAUUUGCUUUCCCCAAUUUGGAACACAAGGAAAUCUUGAGAAACAUGGAUUUGCAAGGAACCGUUUCUGGGCUAUUGAUGAUAAUCCUCCACCUUUUCCAGUAAACACUGCUAUAAAAACUUUCGCUGAUCUCAUUCUGAAGCCUUCUGAAGAAGAUCUCAAGGUUUGGCCUCACAGCUUUGAAUUUCGAUUAAGAGUUGCUCUUGCACCUGGAGGAGAUUUGAUUCUCACUUCUCGAAUAAGAAACACCAACAUUGAUGGAAGAACUUUCUCAUUUACAUUUGCAUAUCAUACAUACUUGUCUGUAUCAGACAUAAGUGAAAUACGCGUUGAAGGGCUGGAGACAUUGGACUACUUUGACAACCUGAACGAGAAAGAACGAUUCACAGAACAAGGAGAUGCAAUUGUGUUUGAAGCAGAGGUUGACAAAAUAUAUCUAGACGCACCAUCAAAAAUUGCAAUCAUUGAUCAUGAGAAGAAAAGAACAUAUGUUUUACGGAAAGAUGGACUUCCAGAUACUGUUGUAUGGAACCCGUGGGAUAAGAAGUCAAAAAAUAUGCAAGAUUUGGGGGAUGAAGAAUACAAACACAUGCUGUGCGUGGAGCCUGCAGCUGUUGAGAAACUCAUUACCUUGAAGCCUGGUGAGGAGUGGAAAGGAAGGAUGGAGCUCUCAGCUGUUCCUUCCAGUUACUGUAGUGGGCAACUGGAUCCAGAGAAGGUUCUUCAGGGUUUAGAAUUCUAACUUGCCACAUCUUGUACAGGGCCCCUUUAGCGUCACUUAUAUUACUUGGUGGCUGCUGGCAUUGAAGCUGUCGACUUACUAGCCUUCGUUCGUCGCCAUUUUAUUCCACUUAUCUUUCUUUAUUAGCAUAAUACUAGGAUCAUGCCUGUGUGUUGCUAUGGGCUAUGAAAAAAUUCUAACAUGGAAAACAUGGUAUUGAUAUUAACAACAUAUUAUUUUAUGGCUCACCAAGAUUUAUAAGUAUCAACUUUUACAUAAUAAUAUCAAAAUGAGCAUGGCACAUAGCAUUGAAAAUUCUUCUGCUCCCGUAGCAAUGUACGUAUACUGUAUACACAGACAUAGUGACAACAAAGGUAAGUGACGUAACACAUUGCAUAGUCACUUGUGAGAGUAGCCGAAGACACAGGGUUUCAGAUAUUCUAUUAUCCUGAAAACUUAUUAUCCUAAAGUUUUCAGUAACUUUUUCCAUUCACAUUUACACAAGCUGGAUGCUAAUAUCCAUCAUGGAAAUUUAGGAAAAAGCAUUGGCCUGCAUGAAUCAAUGUGUGAGGAGUGUAACAAAAUGUCUGUGGAACAGAAUGUUUCUUUAUUGCUAAGAUUUUCUGAAGAAAAAAAAAAGAGCAGCUGAGGCAGUGUUUGUCUAUUGUAUAAAAUAGCCCUAUUUGCAGAUGGGGAAUAGUGAUUAGUUGCAGUUGCAAAAUCCAAUAUUGGUGCAAUCCAUACUUUUUCCUUCCA
Setaria italica (foxtail millet) is the source of this 1824-nucleotide messenger RNA. Its product is annotated as putative glucose-6-phosphate 1-epimerase. The transcript has 9 exons. Gene Ontology annotation, molecular function: isomerase activity; carbohydrate binding. The coding region runs from base 106 to 1089 and encodes 327 amino acids. Lineage: Eukaryota; Viridiplantae; Streptophyta; Magnoliopsida; Poales; Poaceae. The record is from RefSeq and is a predicted model, not a curated record. Gene Ontology annotation, biological process: carbohydrate metabolic process.